This is a messenger RNA of Phlebotomus papatasi, 2723 nucleotides long. RefSeq names its product solute carrier family 35 member F5. NCBI's taxonomy places the organism in Eukaryota, Metazoa, Arthropoda, Insecta, Diptera, Psychodidae. The transcript has 5 exons. Gene Ontology annotation, biological process: regulation of peptide transport. Bases 466 to 1824 code for a protein of 452 amino acids. Gene Ontology annotation, cellular component: membrane. The record is from RefSeq and is a predicted model, not a curated record.
CAGCUGUCACCGGAUUUGCAGUGUUUUGUAGGGAAUUUUUUGUUCUCCCACAAAAAGGGCGAUUUCUCACGUAUUUUUGCCAAAUAUUUAUCAAAUUUUAGUGUUAAAUUGAAGUUAAGGUGCCCUUCUACCCUCAGUGAUAGUUAUAAAGUGCGAAAAGCGCCAAGGAAGCGGUGAAAAACACUAAAAAUCGAAGGUGAUAAUAGCGAAAGAUUAGAAAAUUAGCACCAGCAAGUCAUCGGUCUUCUGGGGAGCAGAGUCACCUGAGUCUGCGAGGAAGUGUUGAAGAUCUUGUGAGAUGUCAGGGUGAUUAAUCUGGGCAGAUGGAUGAGAGAAGUGAGGCAGAUAAUUGAUAAUUAUCUUAUCGCAUUGUCUUGUGCACUGAGAGGAAAGACAAUGAAGCACUUGAGAUCACGAGAAGCGUAGAGAAUCUUUUGCGUGAGUGUGUUGAAAACGUCCGGGAAGAUGGUCAAUCGGACGCAGAAAUUGAUCCUUGGGACACUUCUGCUGCUGCUGGUGGAUGUCAUCUGGGUGUCAUCGAGUGAACUGACAAAGUUCCUCUAUGAGGAUGACAAUUUCGACAAACCCUUCUUCUGCACCUACUUCAAAACAUCCAUGUUCACCAUCUAUCUCCUGGCUCUGGGGCUGCUGGCGCCCUGGAGAGACUCCUGCCCAGCACCUCAGAGUACCACCGUGGGAAUGAACAAUAAUACACCCAAUUACACCCUGAUGGAUCACAAUGCUGACGAGGACAGCGUCUUCGUCAAUGGCGGGCCUACGACCAGUCUCAGUGACUCCAGCUUCGUCCCGGUCAAAGUCGAGGGAGUUUCCGGGACGGACAGCGACGACAGCAGCAUCCGUAGCGUGAGAUUCAGCAAGAUGGCCGAGGUCAGAGAGAUGUCUCCGCAUGAUGCAACCGAAGCUCUCAUGUCCAGGCUCUCCUACUCGGCCAGUCUCCGGAUGAGGCGCCAGAAGUCGCAUCAUAAAACAGCCCGAACGGCUCUUAUGUUCUCCAUCCUGUGGUUUGUAGCUAAUUAUCUUUUCCAACUGGCCCUGGAACCGAGUGAUACUUCGAUGGUGACUCUCCUGAGCAGCACCUCGAGUCUCUUCACGCUCGUCCUGGCCGCAGCCUUUCCUUCGGCCUCCGGAGACAAGUUCACGCUGUCCAAAGUGACUGCAGUGGCUGUCAGUAUUGCCGGAGUGACGAUGGUGACGCUGUCUGAGCUGGAGGAGCCAAAGAUGUCCAAGGGCAUCUUUCUGGCGCUCACCAGUGCUUUUUUCUAUGCAUCCUAUUUAGUGUUAGUGAAGCGAAAGAGUGAUACGGAGGAGAAAAUUGAUAUACCCCUCUUUUUCGGAUUCGUUGGCUUGUGGAAUUUAUUGCUGCUGUGGCCAAUAUUUUUUGUACUUAACUUUUCCCACGUUGAGCCAUUUGAAUUUCCAAAUCGACAUCAAUUCUCUGUGUUAUUCCUCAAUGGAUUGAUAGGAACUGUUGUGUCAGAAGCACUCUGGCUCUGGGGCUGCUUCCUGACAUCGUCGUUGAUUGGAACUCUCGCCAUGACAUUCCAAAUUCCUCUGGCGAUGCUUUUUGACGUGGUGCUACGUGGAAAAAACUAUCCACUGCUCUUCUAUCUGGGCUCAAUUCCUAUCAUCUUUGCAAUGAUUUUCGUGGCAAUUCUGCUCAAAUACGAAGAUGCUGAUCCAGUACUGAAAAUUCUAAAGAUAGGAUACAGAAAAUUGUGCUUUCUGCGGAAGACAAAUAUUGUGCGCAUCAAUACUGAUCUCGAGGAGCAACAAGAAUGUCUUAUUGAUAAUCAUGAAAACUAAAAAGGGGUUUAGGGGGAGGAGGAGAGAUAAUAAUGUGUGCUAAAAGAGGAAUCAAAGAGGUAAGAAUUCUCUCAACUUGAUAGCUGUGGCCAUUUUCCCACCUGGGAAAUAUUUCUGUUGUUUGUUUGUUUUUUUUUUUUUUUAAACGAAAGAAAAAAGAAAAAUUGUUUUAUUUUUCAUUCAAAAUUUUUAUUUUAGUCUACAAAUUUGUGAUUGUUUUAAUUCCCCCAAAAUUUUUACGUAAAACGUUAGAUAAACAUUCCUAACAAAAUAUUUUUGUUUUAUUCAAUUUUUGAAAUUUUGUUGCAUUUUUUUUUAAUUUUAGAAAUAAUCUUUUAAAUCACAAAAUUUAUGAUAUCGUUCAAUAUAUUUUACGUAUUUUUUUGUAUUAGUGAUAACCCCUUCGUAAUUUUUAGAUUAUAAAAGUCCAAUACAAAAAAAAAUCAACUUUAGACUUUAUAUUAGCCACUGAUAAGAUUGAUAGCAUUUGCUGUUACAAAACAAAAAGAAAACAAAUUAAAUAUAUCUCAUGAAAAUAUAGUGAAAAAAACUAGUUUUUAGGAAUUGAUAAAGUAUUUCUUUGUAACUUGAGAAAUCGAAGCUCUUGAGAUUACGAAAAAAUUGGCUAUUUUUAUAUAAAAAAAAACAAUAAAAAAAAAGAAAUUAAACACGUGCUUAAAAUGACAAGGACACCAUUCCUUUUGAGAAGAUCGCGCAAAAGAGCUUUGUUUUCAUUCAUCACACACAAACACACACAAAAACACAAAUUAAUUGAUAAAGAGAAAAAUAGAUUAAAAAAAAUGUAUUUUUGCUGUUUUAGGGAAUUUUCUGUAGAAGAUGAAAAAACAUGUUUUCAGUAUAAACAGAUAAUAAAAAUACAAAUAAAUAUUUUCAUUGUA